AUGGCAAAGACAGCAAAGGUCAAGAAGCGCCCGGUGAGCAUUCACUCCCGCACCGCCCGUCGCGCCGUCUCCCCCUCCCUCAACCUCGACAAAGCCGCCCAAAAACCCGCCCACACAACCCGCGACUCCGCCUCGCCAUCGCGGCCCUCCAAAGUAAACCCCCACGCCCUCGCCGCAAAAGAUGCCGGCAUCCAGAAGAAGCGUAAGAAAGGCACAAACAUGACCCGCGCACAACGGUUACGCUACGAAAAGGGCCUCGACCGUGCGGAGGAAAACAUGGAGAAGCUCGAGAAGAAGCGGAUGAAGAGUGUGGGCAAAGAACAGAAGAUCAAGGAUAGGGCCAAGCAAUGGGAGGACGUCAAUGGCGAUGGCACGAAGAAGACGAAGAAGCAAGUUGCGCUUGAGCAGUUGGAGGCGGAGGAGAAGCGGAAGGAGAGGGAGUGGGUUAGUGAUGAGGAUAUGGACGAGGAAGGUGCUGAGGUCAAAGAUGGCGAGGUCAAGGGCGACGGCAAGGAGGUAGAUGUGGAGAUUGCGCAGAGCGCUCCGGCGCCUGUGGAAGAAGACGAGAUGCUUUGA
This is a messenger RNA of Alternaria novae-zelandiae, 576 nucleotides long. RefSeq lists its product as uncharacterized. Gene Ontology annotation, cellular component: nucleolus; preribosome, large subunit precursor. The record is from RefSeq and is a predicted model, not a curated record. The coding region runs from base 1 to 576 and encodes 191 amino acids. Gene Ontology annotation, biological process: ribosomal large subunit export from nucleus. The transcript is spliced from 2 exons. Lineage: Eukaryota; Fungi; Ascomycota; Dothideomycetes; Pleosporales; Pleosporaceae.